Messenger RNA from Linum tenue, 1152 nucleotides. NCBI's taxonomy places the organism in Eukaryota, Viridiplantae, Streptophyta, Magnoliopsida, Malpighiales, Linaceae. The record is from the annotation of a GenBank genome assembly.
AUGGAGGCAGCCGCCGAUCACGAACCCGCUAUGUCAGUCCACAACACCACCGUGUUAAUCAUCGGCGCCGGCCCCGCCGGCCUAGCCACCUCCGUCUGCCUCUCCAAGCUCUCCAUCGCCAACACAAUCCUCGAGAAAGAACACGUCGCUUGCUCCCUGUGGAAAACCCGCGCCUACGACCGCCUCCGCCUCCACGUCGCCAAGCAAUACUGCCACCUCCCCUUCGCGCCACCUCACUCGCCCUCCCUCCCGACCUUCAUGUCCAAGGACCAGUUCGUCGCCUACGUGGACACCUACGUGUCCACGUUCCGCAUCCAACCCACGUUCGGCCGCCACGUCACCAGCGCGGCUUACGAUGCCGGGACGGGGAAGUGGAGGGUGGAAGCGCAGGCCGCGGGUGGAAGGAGGGAAGCCUACGUGGCGGAGUUUUUGGUCGUGGCGAGCGGGGAAAACGGAGGGUUUGACGGCGUCACGGUUCACUCCAGCGGGUACAGAAACGGGUCGGGUUUCUCGGGGAAGGACGUGUUGGUGGUCGGGUGCGGGAAUUCGGGUAUGGAGAUCGGGUUGGAUCUGUGUAACCACGGAGCACGUGUCUCUAUUGUGGUGAGGAAUCCGUUUCACGUGGUGACGAGGGGAAUGGUGCAUUUGGGAAUGCAAAUGAUGAAAUACAUGAAGAUGGAGUACGUGGACUCGGUCGUUGCCUCCAUGGCGAACUUGUACUACGGUGAUUUGUCCAAGUAUGGGAUUCGCCGCCCCUCCGACGGACCUUUCACGUACAAGUCCACCGCCGGCCAGACUCCCGUCAUCGACGUCGGGACCAUCGACAAAAUCCGCGCCGGACAAAUUCAAGUAGUUCCAGGAAUCAAGAGAGUGAAGGGAACGAGCGAGGUGGAGUUCGCGGAUGGAACGACGCGUCGUUUUGAUGCCAUUGUGUUCGCUACUGGUUACAGAAGCUCUGCAAAUAGUUGGCUCAAGGACUUCAGGUACAUAUUUAACGAGGAGGGGACGCCGAAGAAUCGAACGCCAGACCACUGGAGAGGAGAGAAUGGGAUCUACUGUGCUGGAUACUCGAAGAUGGGUAUUAAUGGAAUUUCCAAUGACGCCGAAGCAAUCUCUCAAGACAUCAUGCGCCAAAUUAUGAAGAAGAACUAA